Molecule: messenger RNA, 2061 nt
Organism: Brassicogethes aeneus
Lineage: Eukaryota; Metazoa; Arthropoda; Insecta; Coleoptera; Nitidulidae
Source: the annotation of a GenBank genome assembly
CACGUCAUAAAACCGAUCACCGGCAUUUCAUAUUUGGUACUAUCUUAACAGUAACUCUCUCAGUCGUUGCGAUUGGCUCGGGCUGUACGUAAGCUGUGAUAUCAGAACCGUGUCAAAAGAUAAGUGUUUUUACAUUUUUUGUUUUUAAUAUUUUUUCACUGUGUGCUGACUGACAACUGGUGCCAAAAUGAACGAACCAUACAAUUUGGACUCGCUGAUGGCCAAACUAGGGGAUUUUGGCAGAUACCAAGGGUUCCAGUUUUUCCUGCACAUAUUAUCAGCAGUUACUGCUGGUUUGAAUAUGUUAUCACUGGCAACAGUAGCUGCAAUUCCUGACCACAGAUGUGUCAUUCCUGAAGUCGAUCUCAACCCAGACGGUUCAAUUAUUUUUAACGCAACAUUCGCCACAACAGAAUUUAUUCCACGGCUGGAAAGCGGCAAAAUCAACUCGUGCUUGGGUUGGAACGUAACCACAAACUCCACCUAUACAUGCCAAAAGUGGAUUUACGACGACACCUACUACCAAACGUCCAGAGCCAUCGACUGGGACUUUGUUUGCGACAGAAAAUGGAUGGGGUCCGUUGCUCAGUCGAUAUACAUGGUGGGUGUAUUAACAGGAGCCGUAGUGAUGGGAACUUUGGCGGAUAAAUACGGAAGGAAGCCGGUGUUUUGUAUAUCUGGAAUCCUGCAGUUGAUUCUCGGUUUACUCGACGCCUUUACGCCAGAGUAUUAUUCCUUUGUCAUAGUCAGGUACAUCUAUGGUAUUUUUGGAUCAGCCGGAGCUUACAUCCCUGGUUUCGUACUGACAAUGGAGUUGGUAGGUCCAAGUAAAAGAUCCAUGUGCGGUAUUGCUUUCCAAGCCGCCUUUGCUUUUGGUAUAAUGCUUGUAGCCGGUUGGGGUUCAUUCAUAAAAGACUACCAAAUGUUGCAAAUCAUAUAUGGUUUACACUCGCUUGUAUUCUUCGCGCAUAUUUGGUUGAUGGACGAAUCUCCAAGGUGGCUUUGGAGUAAUGGAAAGGUCAAGGAGGCUGUUAAUAUUGUGCAAAAAGCUUUGAAAAUAAAUGGACACAAAGGUGAGUUGGAUGUAGCUGAAUAUGUGUCCAAAGGAAACGCGGAAAGUAGAACGAGGGAAACCGAAAAGAAAGGCAUGUCAGAUCUGUUCAAAACUCCAAACUUAAGAAUCAAAACAAUAAAUGUUUGCCUAUGUUGGUUUGCCAAUUCUUUGGUGUACUACGGCCUAUCCUUCAGCACAAGCAGUAUGAAAGGCAAUCCUUACCUGAACAUGUUCCUAAUGGGGGCCGUAGAGUUACCUAGUUACGUUAUCACUGUGUAUUUAAUGGACCGUCUUGGAAGAAGAAUUUUGACUGCUUUCUGCAUGCUUGUCGGUGGUGUUUGUUGUAUAUCCGCUGCCAACAUGGCCACAGGCAGCACCGAAGCAAUUUCUGUGGUGAUGAUCGGUAAAUUUUUGAUCGCAGCCUCGUUUGCUAUCAUCUACAACUACUCGGCCGAAUUAUUCCCUACUGUAGUAAGAAACUCGGCUAUGGGUUUGGGUUCCAUGGCUGCUAGGUGCUCUGGAUCUCUAGCGCCUCUACUAUUGCUUUGCGAUUUUCUGGACCCGCGUCUACCUUCCGUUGUUUUCGCUAUCAUAGCAAUCGUCUCAGGAACAUGGGUGCUAUUUUUACCGGAAACCUUAAACAAGCCUAUGCCUUCGUCAAUCGAAGAUGGCGAAAACUUUGGUGUUGGCGAUACCUUCUUUACUUCACUUUCACGAAGAAAACGUAACGCCAGUUUGGAGACGCCGCCUGCUAAAGCGUUUGCCUCCGAACAAAUGGAGCCGCUCAGGUGAAAAAACAAAAUAACGAGCAUGCAGAUGUGAUAAAAAAAUCUAAAAGUACAAGCACGUUGUACAGAUAUACAGAUUAUGCAAAUUUUUUAAUUCUUUAUAAAUAGCACUUAAAAUUAUUUUUACUAAUGCAAAAUAGUUGGACAAAUACAAUGUUUAUAAUCACUGUUGUACAGGGAUAAUUGUAUAGGUAACAAUAAUAAAAGUAAACAGUUUUA